This is a messenger RNA of Cryptococcus deneoformans JEC21, 2425 nucleotides long. RefSeq lists its product as hypothetical. Gene Ontology annotation, biological process: regulation of DNA-templated transcription; nuclear pore organization; NLS-bearing protein import into nucleus. The record is from RefSeq and is a predicted model, not a curated record. Gene Ontology annotation, cellular component: nuclear pore nuclear basket; nuclear pore central transport channel; nuclear membrane. Gene Ontology annotation, molecular function: structural constituent of nuclear pore; single-stranded DNA binding; phospholipid binding. The transcript has 4 exons. The coding region runs from base 41 to 1015 and encodes 324 amino acids. Lineage: Eukaryota; Fungi; Basidiomycota; Tremellomycetes; Tremellales; Cryptococcaceae.
CUUAUCCAUCAAUAAAAGUUAAGUUUAUACCUCAUACAUCAUGUCCAACGAUUGGUGGUCUCAAACACCAUCUCGGUACACUUCCACUCCUAUUCACCCCACUCUAUCUCGUUCUCAAUCCAUUUCCCAAUCAACCCGCACCCGUUUCGCCGGCGAUGAGCUCGACCCUGAAGACUCCCGUGCCGCCGAUGCAGUCAAGUUUCUCCCUUCUUUCGCUUCCUCUCAAGCGGGAAGAGUGGCCCUAGGUACCAGUCCUACUGGAGGGAUGAGUAUGUCUGUUGGUAGUCCACAGGGAGAAAGGAGGAGUCCUCAAGGAAGGUUGAGUGGGUCUGUCCACGAGAGCAAUUCUCCGAGACAUACCACCCGAGCACGAUCCCUGGCACAGAGUGCUGCUCUCUCAUCUUCUACUGCGAACGGUCCCGCACCCAUGGACGAAGACAUGCCUCCAACGGCCAGUUUACGGGAUAGCGUGACAGAAAGCCGUGUAACCACUGUUGUUGCUUCCAACGAACUUCCCACCCCACCAUCCCUUCUCCCAACUAAAUCGACAACCACCCUUUACAUCUUUGGGCCACCACCCAAUAUCCUCUCCACUCUCCAACCCUAUCUCUCUCAAUUCGGCCCCAUUGCUUCUUAUCGUCCUGGGCCAGAGGGAUCCAACUGGUACACUGUCGAGUACACCACUCCGCUGGGAGCAGCGUACGCUUUGAGGAGACAUGGUGAAAUCUUGGGUGGUCAGUGGAUGAUUGGAUUCAAAGUUGGUAUUGGUGGGGCUAUGGAGGGUAUUGGCUCGAUUCCCGGCGAAGGAGAUGUCCAAGGAUCAUCAUCGCAAGUACCCCCACCGACUGUUGGGACACCGAUAAGAGUUCAGCACAAGGAGAUUUUGAGACCCAAAGUGGUGCAACCUGUGGUAGCCAAAGCGGCUGUGAAGAGUGGUAAUGAAUAUGCGUGGGAUGAGCCUGAGGGUUCUGGCGGCUGGACAGGAUGGGUCAGCGAGAGGCUCUUUGGACGAUAGUUACGACAAUGAUGUUUGCAUACUCUUUUAAUACCUUUUAGGGACGCAAUGUAUGAAAAGCAGACAAAAGUUAUGUACAUCCGUACGAUACCAAAAAUACAACUUAUUCCGAUCUUCCACUACACACGUUUGCUGUACUUUCCAACCAUCAAAACCAAUACAUAUCUCUAUAAUUUUGAAAAAAAGGUGCAUAAUAUCCGACAACACUUGUUUGAACGUACUUGAAACCGACAACUUUAGUAGAAAUGCCUGAAAACAGGAUUCUUCAGCCCAUCCGCGAGAGCCUCGGUAGGUACAUCCUUGGACUGCCAAUUCACUCCUUGCGCCUUGUUUCGCUUCUUGUUGUCCAAGUACAUCCACAUUCUCAACGCGAUGACCAGUCCGAGUGCCAAGGCCUCAAUACCGACGGUGAUGGCCAGCGGUUCGCGGUACGCCGGUGCCCAUUUGUCGAGGAAAAUGUUGGCGGAGACGAUACCGCCGGUGUUCGCCAGGAAGGCUUAGCAGCCGUACAGAUCAGCCGGCUGGCCACAAGGCAGGGGGGGAAAUGACGACUUACUGUAGGACCCGACGCGGAACGCUCGACCGUCUUCACUCGCAUCAUUGCAUUGGUGCCAUGUAUGGAACAGGACGGGUGGGGUAAAUGCUCCAGCGGUGAUCAAGAAUGUUGCAAAGUACCCUGCGCCCACUUGACUGACGGGUAUAGCGAUGAGGAUGAUACAUCCGAUCAGGACGAGGACAAAAGAGGAAGCAAGAUGGAAUCCGCGUUCACGGAACCGGUCGGAUGACCAAGAGGUGAGGAGGAGACAGAUGGUACCGACGACGUAAGGGGCGACGGUGAACAAGUUGGUCUUGACGGUGGAGUAAUUGAAGCGGCCAAUGAUUUGGGUGAGAAAGUUGCCUGCCAUGGAGGCGGCGCAACCGUAGCAGAUCGCUAAACGUGUCCGUUAAGAAUAUAUCGCAAAUGCACGAAGAACUAAGCAAUAGAGGCUUACCGAUACUAGCAAAAGCAUAGAACCUCGGAUCCUUUAGCGGUUUGAAAAACUCUCUCACGUUGAACUUUGUUCCCGUCUUGCUCGACCCAUCUUUCAACACCCUCAGCCUGCCUACUUCCCUUUCUCGCUCAUCAAGGAACCGCGCCUCGUCGAGAGACCAGGGGAGCAUGAAGGCGGUAAGGAUGGCGAACGCGACGGUGAAUGCGCCUUCGAUAAGGAAGAGGAUUUGCCAACCCCAGAGUUUAGAGUCCAUUUGGAAGACUCCAUAAGCGAUAAGGCUAGAGAAGAAGAUGAGCGUUUUUUAGGUCAGCGCAUGAGGUGGAGGGAAAAAGAUGGGGUGACGUACCCUGAGAAUGCACCCGACAGGGCAUUGCAAGAGUAGAAAACUGCAAUACGCUAAAAAAAUUAAAAUGAAAAU